AUGAUUAAUCUUUCAUCAACUUUAGACAUCCUCGAAACUUCCACCAAUUCUGCCUUGAUUUCUGCUCUGAAUACACCAGAGAGACUGACUGAGAAUCUCUGUGACAAAGACGAUGAGUUGGCCAAGAUCUCUUGCUUGAGCGCUAGUGAUAACGAAGAACUUUGGGAUGGCUUUCUCAGAUAUAGGCUAGCCAGUGCGUUUAAUGACGUGUUGUUCACAAAGACGUUAUUUCUGAUUGGGUCGGAGGAGUUACGCAAAACCGUGCCCCAACCAAUUAUAUAUAGCCUGGAUAGCUAUUAUUACUAUGAGCACAAUUUCCUCAAGGCCAUUGCUUCUCUAGACAAACAUGCACCCGUGAUUCGAGCCGUUUUCAGGUGUAAAUUCGAAAUGAUUCGAUCGCUUGAUGAAGAAGGACUGACAGAAAGACAGAGAAUCGAUCGCAUGAUUGCUGAACAGAGCACGAUUGAAGAUAAAUUAAGACCUGCGAUUCGACGAAUGUUUAGUAUCUUUUGCCUUUACAAAAACGAAAGUCAAACCUAA
Auanema sp. JU1783 is the source of this 540-nucleotide messenger RNA. NCBI's taxonomy places the organism in Eukaryota, Metazoa, Nematoda, Chromadorea, Rhabditida, Rhabditidae. The record is from the annotation of a GenBank genome assembly.